Triplophysa dalaica is the source of this 4348-nucleotide messenger RNA. It is a transcript of the gene itga8, whose product is annotated as integrin, alpha 8. Gene Ontology annotation, molecular function: integrin binding. The record is from RefSeq and is a predicted model, not a curated record. The transcript has 30 exons. Gene Ontology annotation, biological process: cell adhesion mediated by integrin; integrin-mediated signaling pathway; cell-cell adhesion. Gene Ontology annotation, cellular component: integrin complex; external side of plasma membrane. Lineage: Eukaryota; Metazoa; Chordata; Actinopteri; Cypriniformes; Nemacheilidae. Bases 138 to 3317 code for a protein of 1059 amino acids.
CAGAGAAAGGCGCGCAACUUGCAUGUGGAAAGAAGCAGACGCAUGGAGCGCAUACUCGGUUUAUGACAGCUGAGCACGGACAGGGGCAGGCUGCUACGCUGUAAUAUAUUUUCUUUCUACAUCUCUGUUCACUGCAUAUGGAUUGCGUUUGGAGACGCUUACCUGAAGCCAUGCUCCCGUGUUUUUUCCGCGUGGGGUUUCGUGGGGUUUUGCUCACAUUUUCAAUUUUAUGCGAAACUGUUGCUUUUAACCUGGAUUUAGAGAAGCCAACGGUUUACAGUGGACCAGAGGGAAGUUAUUUUGGAUAUUCUCUGGACUUUUACCACCCGACCCAGGACAGAAAUGCCAUGUCUAUUCUGGUCGGGGCUCCUAAAGCGAACACCUCUCAACCGGGGAUUGUGGAGGGAGGAGCGGUCUACUACUGCCCCUGGCCGGCAUCAGACCCAGAUUCCUGCCACCAGAUCCCCUUUGAUAAAGCAAAUAACCGGAUGGUUAAAGUGAAUGGCACACGGGAGCCUCUGGAGUUUAAAUCCUAUCAGUGGUUUGGAGCUACAGUCAGGACCCACAAAGGCAAAGUGGUGGCCUGCGCGCCCCUCUAUCACUGGAGGACAGUGAAGGUCAGCAGUGAGAUGGAUCCAGUGGGAACAUGUUAUGUGGCUGUUCAGAACUUCAGUGCCUAUGCUGAGUAUUCACCUUGUAGAACCAAUAACCCAGACCCUGAGGGCCAGGGCUUUUGCCAAGCAGGCUUCAGCGUUGAUUUCACGAAGGAGGGGACGCUGGUUGUGGGGGGACCUGGGAGCUUCUACUGGCAAGGUCAAGUGAUCACAGCAGGAGUAGCAGAAAUACUGAACGGCUAUUCCUUGAAAACUAUCCUGCGCAAAGUUCAGGGAGAGAAACAGACGGCGGCCGCAUCAGACGCGUAUGAUGACAGUUACUUGGGAUACUCUGUAUCGGUUGGAGAGUUCACUGGUGAUUCAGAACAAGAACUGGUAGCAGGGGUACCUCGAGGGGCGCAAAACUUUGGUUAUGUGGCUGUCAUCAACGCAACAAAUCUGACAGUUAUUCAGAAUUUUACUGGAGAACAGAUGGCUUCGUAUUUUGGAUACACUGUUGCAGUGACUGAUCUAAAUGGAGAUGGGUUGGAUGACGUGUUGGUUGGAGCCCCACUUUACAUGGAUCGAGAGUUUGAGAGUAAACCUCGAGAGGUGGGCCGGGUGUAUUUGUACCUGCAGGAGGACGCGCUUCUGUUUUCUCCUCCUAUCAUGCUCACUGGAAAACACCUGUUCGGUCGUUACGGAAGCGCCAUCGCCCCUCUCGGCGAUAUUAACCAGGAUGGCUACUUGGAUGUGGCAAUAGGGGCUCCAUUCGCAGGGGAAGAUCGUAGCGGUCGAGUCUUCAUCUACAACGGGCAAAAGACUGGUCUGAUGCCGAAGGAAUCUCAAGUGCUGAGAGGUGCCUGGGCCUCAUCUGACAUCCCAGCAGGGUUUGGGUUUACCCUGCGUGGAGAUUCCGACAUAGAUAACAACCAGUACCCUGAUUUGUUGGUCGGUGCUUUUGGCGUUGGUAAAGUUGUGGCCUACAGGGCACGGCCGGUGGUCGCAGUGGACGCUCAGCUCAUUCUGACACCCAGAAUUCUCAACCCUGAGGACAAGUCCUGCCGCAUGCCCGAUUCUGAUGACAUGGUCACCUGUUUGUCAGUAAAUGUGUGUGCUAAAAUCUCUGGGAUUGGAAUCCCGGAUUAUGUAGCUCUGAGAAUGGACCUCCAGUUGGAUUGGUUGAAGCAGCGUGGAGCCGUGAAGAGAAUCUUGUUCAUGGAUUCUCACCAGCACCACAGAACCCAAAACCUGGUUCUGGGUCAAGGAGACCGCCAACAUUGCCACAACUACUCUGCCUACCUGCGGGAUGAGGGCGAGUUUAGAGAUAAAUUGAGCCCCAUCAGUGUGACACUGAACUACAGUCUGGAUCAGAACUCCACUCCCCCUGGAUUGCAGCUGCGGCCCAUUUUGGAUCACUACAGCAAGACCUUUCACCACGAGCAGGCAAACAUCCUGCUGGACUGCGGCGAAGACAACAUGUGCAUCCCAGAUCUCAAACUUUCAGCUAUAAUGGACCGAACAGAACUUAUAAUUGGGGAUGACAACUUUCUUAUGUUGACCAUUACUGCAGCCAAUGAGGGUGAAGGUGCGUAUGAGGCAGAGCUUCACGUGACCCUCCCACCAGAGGCAGAUUAUAUCGGCGUGGAGCGCAGACGUGAGGAUCUUCAGCGGCUAAACUGUGAGCACAGGACGGGGAAUGAUACUAGAGUUGUGGUCUGUGACCUUGGAAAUCCUAUGAUGGCUGAAACAAGUUUGUCGGUUGGUUUACGGUUUUCUGUGCAAAGGCUGGAGGAUGCCCCCCCAACAAUUGGCUUUGAGCUACAGAUACACAGCUCUAAUAAGGAUAACUCUAAAAGUGCUCAGGUGAAUUUGACUUUAAGAAUUGGAGCAAGAGCAGAGGUGGAGAUCAGAGGUGUGUCUCACCCAGCUCAGGUGGUUCUGCCUUUCCCUCGAUGGGAACCCAAAGAGAAACCUAUGAGAGAGGAUGAUGUUGGCCCUCAGGUCCAACACAUAUAUGAGUUACAUAAUAAAGGUCCGAGUUCAAUAAGUAGGACUGUGUUGAAGGUGGGUUGGCCCAGCCGGUUCCAUAAGGAACAUCUUCUCUAUGCCCUUCAGAUCAUUACAGACGGUCCUGUUCACUGUAACGUCAAUGGCUCCCUCAACCCGCUGGAGCUAGAGACCUCCACUCUGCAGGACACUCCAGAGUUGCUGGGAUUUCUGAGGAACAGCAGUGGCCCGAUACGCCGUAGACGGUCUGUUUCUCCAGCCCAGAGCUACAAAAGCAAGAUCCUGAACUGCUCUAAUAUAGUUUGCCUGAUGGUGGAGUGCAUUGUGGAUCGCUUGGAUCGAGGGCAAAGUGCAGUGAUUAAAUUCCGGUCUCGACUCUGGGCUCACACGUUCUUGCAGAGGCAGAAUGACCACUACACGCUGAACUCCACCGUGUCUUACCAAGUGACAGCCAUGCCUUACCGGAUCAAAGUGAAUACACUUCCACAACAGAGCAAAUCAAUCGGAACCUUUGUGGUGUGGGCGAUUCCUGACGUUUCCUUUGCCAUUCCCUUGUGGGUGAUUAUUCUGGCUAUAUUACUGGGACUGCUGGUGCUGGCUGUACUUAGCUUAGCUAUGUGGAAGUGCGGGUUCUUUGACCGGGCGCGGCCGCCCAAAGAUGAUGACAUCUCAGACCGGGAACAGCUGACUGCUGAGAAAUCUACAGAGGCAUGACAGAAGACCAGACAAAUGAAGUUAAACAAACCAUGGCGUGAUUUACCAUGAAGAUGAUGGAGUUGUGUUAUGGCUGUGAGAGUUUUGUGGCAUCUUUGUAGAAGACUACAGAUCCAAGCCUCUAAACGAACUACAGCUCCCACACUGGACUGCAAUCUGUGAGCUGGGCCACAGUACCACUCAAAAACAAUCCUAAAGCUUUAUUUAAACGGAGAAAGAGCUAGAACUCUGAACUCGUCACUCCGAUAGAGUUGCAAAAUCACAGGAUCUAAAGAGCUUCAUGUCAACAGUACAAGACAAGAGGCUGAUUUUUGAUUAAUGCAAUUUAUUGUUUGCCAACCCCAUUACAGACAAGGAGGUGGUGAAACACAAUGGUGAUUUCUGAAAAAAUAACAUGUAAUAUCAUCAAUAGAACUCAAGAUCGUAUGAUCUCAGACAAUUAUCAGCUCAGCAAUAUCUGAAUUGUUUUAGACUUCACAUCGACCACGUACACACUUCUUUUUCGCAAGGUUUGGUUAUUUGUGAAAAUGACAACCACAUUCUACAUUACUUUUUCGUAGUAUGUACAGAACAACUAGUUGUUAAUGCAAGAAACCUGAAUAUUAAGAUAAGAUAUGACACUUAAAAAAGACUUCAAAAGUGUAAAUUCUGUGGUCUUUGGCUGGGACUUAAAUUAUUAUAGCUAUCGCCAAACCUUUGCCAAGCUUGUGUUACAUCAUCGGCUUCUAAUAUAGUUUCACUCCAUUCUGUCACAUUUCUACAUGCUUUUAGCCAAUGACUGUACUGAUGACAUAUUGAAGCUUGUACGGGAUCGCUCAAUUAAAUACAAAGAUGCAGGGGGAAGGGGAGGGAUGAGCAGAUAUAAAUAAUAUGUGCAAUAUUGGGACAUUUUUUUGUUUUGUUUAUUUGUGUGUACACUGGCAUCAAAAUGUUUAAACCUGAGGUUCAGGUUGUUUUGUAUAUAAGGUUAAAAUACUUAUUCGUCAGACUGAUGGACUGACAAAAUUGUUAAUAAAUAAAGGGAACAACAA